AUGAGCUCUACUUCGUCUGGUAGUAGUGGGAAACAAAACGAUGGAGGAGUUGGUGAGCGGCCAUUGGGACCAAACCAGGACCAAUUGCCGCAUGUAAGUGAAGAAGCAGCCGCGACUGCUCAGAUCAUGGGCAAGAAGUGUGGUGAAGUUGGUGGGCCAGAGCUGGAGCAAGGGACACCGGUAGCAGAUAUUCUCAAACGAGACAAAGAGGCUCUUAAGAACAUGCCCAAGGUCCUACGUGAUGAGGCUGCGGCGAGUCAGAAUGGAAGUGGUUCUAAGCGAUCAUUUUCUACCUCCGCAAGACUACACCAGGGCGAAGUGAAGGGUAAUUCGCCGGCAGACCCCUCUGCCGCCACCGUUGCAAACAUGCUUGCGGCUUCAAAUCGGGGAGAAUCUGUUGAUGUCGAGAAAGGAAUCCCAGAGGGCUUCAAGUACGAGCCACCAACUCUGCCUCUGCCACCAAACGAACGAUUUGACCGCCGGUAUGAGCCAUUAGUGGAACAGUUCACCAAGCUAAUAAUGAAGCAUGGAAAGCUAUCUCUUGCUCAGAAGCACAUGGCCAAAAUCCUAGAGUAUCUUCGCACUGCUCCAGCACCACUCAUCGACCCGUCAAAGCCUUUCCUCCCGGGUCCUCCAUCCCCGCAACUCCCUCUAAACCCAAUUCUAUACCUUACUCUCGCCGUCGACUCUAUUGCACCUCUUUUUCGAAUUCGUCAAAUCAGGGGUAUUGCUGGUGGUGGUGCUGCACUUCCUAUCCCAAGCCCACUUGCUCAGCGCCAACGCCGCCGAGAAGCCAUUACCUGGAUCCUUGAGGCUGCCGAGAAGAGACGUGACAAUCAGCUUUCACACCGGAUAGCGAAUGAAAUCAUCGCCAUUGCGGAGGGAAAGAGCAGUGUCUGGCUUAAGCGGGCUGCUAUCCACAAACAGGCAACUGUCUCCCGUGCGAAUAUCCGCCGUGCCUCCCAGCAACGGAGAGGUAGGAAGCAAUAA
This is a messenger RNA of Trichophyton benhamiae CBS 112371, 990 nucleotides long. RefSeq lists its product as uncharacterized. Gene Ontology annotation, molecular function: structural constituent of ribosome; rRNA binding; mRNA binding. The record is from RefSeq and is a predicted model, not a curated record. Gene Ontology annotation, biological process: ribosomal small subunit assembly; translation. Lineage: Eukaryota; Fungi; Ascomycota; Eurotiomycetes; Onygenales; Arthrodermataceae. Bases 1 to 990 code for a protein of 329 amino acids. The transcript has 3 exons. Gene Ontology annotation, cellular component: ribosome.